This is a messenger RNA of Hermetia illucens (black soldier fly), 1717 nucleotides long. RefSeq names its product esterase E4-like. The record is from RefSeq and is a predicted model, not a curated record. Lineage: Eukaryota; Metazoa; Arthropoda; Insecta; Diptera; Stratiomyidae. Bases 82 to 1689 code for a protein of 535 amino acids. The transcript is spliced from 4 exons.
UGCACUUCUUAUCAAGCGCAGCAACUCUUCAGUUAGGUGAUAGCAUUGCUACUGUUCAGUCUGUGUAACGACGGAUUAGUGAUGCUAUUGCAUAGAAUCCAUCUUGUUCUUUUCAUAAUUGAAUUAUACUUCAUUCUAUGUAGCGGGAAAAGUGCCUGUUUUAUUGAAUCCAAUUUGAAACGUAUAAGUGGGCGCAGCACAAAUUAUGAUAAUGGGUCCAUCAUCUGUGAAUAUACAAAUAUUCCCUAUGCGUGGAAACCGAAAAGGUUUGAGCCUGCGAAAUUGAUGCCCAUAGAAGAGAUCUUUAAUAGGCUCUUCAAAAAUGCUCCGAAGAAAUGUAUUCAAGCAAUAGAUUACUUUGUUUCUGGACAGGAAAAUUGUCUCUACUUACAUAUAUACUCAUUAUGGUCUGAGAACGUAACACGACCAUUACAACCUGUUUUUGUGUAUUUGCAUGGAGGGACCUUCAAUACGGGCACAGCACAGGAAGAAAUCAACAACUUUGAAGAGUUUUUACUAGAGGGAAUCAUUUUCGUAACACUUAACUAUCGUCUAGGAUUAUUCGGAUUUUCAUCGAUUGCCAACGAAGGGAUCGAACCUAAUUUGGGUUUUAAGGACCAACAACUGGCUCUCAAAUGGAUACAAGAUUAUAUUUAUAAUUUCGGUGGCGACCCAAAGCAAAUUACGCUGGCCGGUUGGAGCGCAGGUGCAGCCGCAGCAACUUAUCAUUUGUACUCAGAAGGUUCCAAAAAUCUUUUUAGUAAAGCCAUCUUGAUUAGUGGAAGCUUUCUUAAUCCUUGGGCAUUCAAUAUUGAAACAGAGCGAUGCACACUAAAGUUUUGUGAGGACCUCAAAAUCCAAAACUGUUCAAAAUUGGCUUUACGAAGACAGACAACUCGGAAGCUUAUGGCUCAAUAUUUACUGAACUCACACUUCGACCAUUUUGGUAUCCAAUUUCCUUGCUUUCUACCGUCCAUCGAUGUAAAUGGAAGUUCGAUAUCAGAACCACCGCACCUUCUUCUUAGUAAAAAGCCAGUUAAUGAUGUACCUGUAUUAAUGGGAUAUACUUCGCUUGAAGAUAAUUGUGAUGUACAAUGGGGUAAUGAGUAUUCUAUGAACAAUUACACGUUCCCUUCAAAUAAUAAGAAAAUAUUUGAGAUUUUCGAAAAUAUAAGUAUCAUUUUGAGGGCGAAAGAAACUAAACAAAAUGUGGAUUCGCUUCGGCGGAUGGCAGAUAUGCACCAUGGCAUCUUUAAAUUUGCAGAUGUUUAUUCAGGAUAUUCGAAAAAUCCAUUGUAUUUGUAUAGAUUUGCACCUGCGCAUGAUGAUGGACAGUUAUGCUUUUCUGUUGAGAAAGGCGCAUUACAUGGAGACGAUAUGAGAUUCAUUUUCUGGAAAGUAGAGCCCCCCUUUAGCAAAAGGAGUGUUAAGCUGCGGCUGGAGCUGAUUGAACUAUGGAUCAAUUUUAUUAAAUAUGGGUAUCCUUCUCCGAAAGAAUAUACUACGACUUUAUCCGAGCCCUGGAAACCAUAUGAAAGAGUUAAUCGAACCAUUUUGAAUAUCGGUGGAAAAUUAACGAUUAGAAAACAGAAGUUCUCCAAAUUUUAUCUGUUUUGGGAUGUAUUUUAUGAUUGUGCUAUGUUUGAAAGAUGUGAUAGUUUGACAAAACAAAUGGAGAAAUAUAAAUAGAAAUAAAUAAAAGUUCCAUUGCCAUGCA